AUGAAUGCCUUAAAGAAUCCUAAUGUCAACAUGAUUGGCGUUUGGGGUAUGGGUGGUGUGGGCAAAACUACUCUUGUGAAGAAAGCUGCUGAACAAGCCUAUGUAGACAAGAAUUUUGAUGUGGUGGUUUUAUCGGAGGUAUCUUCAAAUCAAGACAGGAGAAAGGUUCAAGGAGAAAUUGCAGAGGCCUUAGGCUUCAAAUUCGAGGCGGAGACAAUUUCAGUGAGAUCCAUCCAGUUACGUGAACGUCUUGAUCUGGGAGAAUUAGGAAUAUCUUUUGGGAAUAACCAGAAAGGAUGCAAAAUAUUGAUGACAUCUAGAGAUGAGAAUGUAUUAACCGAGAUUGGUACUAAUUGUUUGAAAAUCUUGGUUGAUACAUUAGAUGAUGUGGAGGCUCAGAAAUUAUUUGAGAAAAUGGCAGCGGAUGUCGUUAAAGUUCCCAAUUUGCUUCCUAUCGCCAUUGAAAUAGCUAAAAGAUGUGUAGGUUUGCCAAUUUUGGUUGUCACAGUUACAAGGGCUCUAAGAAAUAGAAAUGAUUCACAUACUUGGAAAGAAGCCUUACGACAAUUAGAAAGGUUUGAAAAUGCUGAAUUUGAUGAACGAGUGUAUUCAUCUCUAGAGUUGAGUUACAAUUACUUGAGAAGUGAUGUGAUGAAACAGUUGUUCUUGCUUUGUGGUCUACUAGUAAAUACUGAUUAUGCCAUUGAGGAUUUGGUGAAAUAUUGCAUGACACUUGAUUCUUUUGAAGAUAUUGAUCGGUUGGAAGAUAGGAGAAACAGGUUGCAUAAAUUGGUUAUAGACCUCAAAUCUGCAUGUUUGUUAUUAGAUGGUGAAAAAUAUGGUUACAUCAAAAUGCAUGAUGUGGUUCGCAAGUUUGCUGUGUCAUUUGCAAGCCAAAAUCAUAAUAUGUUCCUUGGAGAAUAUGAUGGUGAAUUGGAAGAAUGGCCCAAAAAGAAUACGGUUGCAAAGUUUUCUUCCAUAUGUUUUCCUCACAAUUAUAUUCACAGACUACUAGAAGGGUGGGAAUGUGAAGAGCUGAAGUUAUUUAUUCUGCAUUCCAAAAAUCGUGACUUGGAGAUUCCUAGUUCAUUUUUCCAAGGGUUGAGAAGAAUUGUGGUCUUAGAUAUUGAGAAUAUCAUAAUUCCAUAUUUACCUUCAUCCCUCUAUUAUCUGAAAAACCUUUGCACUCUCUCUCUUGAGGAGUGUGAGUUGGAAGAUAUAGGCAUAAUAGGAAAUCUAGUGGGACUAGAAGUUCUUCGCAUUGUGAAUACAAAGAUCUCCCGUUUGUCCGAGGAAAUAAGACAACUGACUUGUCUGAAGUUGUUCAGUGUCAGCGGGUGUUAUAAUCUUGAAGUGAUUCCACCAAAUGUCAUUUCAUCGUGGACUCGAUUAGAAGAAUUGUCUAUGGAAGAAAGCUUUGUAAAUUGGGAGGCUGAAGGAGUUAAUCAUCAAAAUGCUUGCCUUGCUGAGUUGAAAACAUUGUCUAAGCUAGUCAGCUUGGAUAUUCACAUUCCAAAUUCCGAUAUUAUGCCAAAUGACUUGUUCUCAGACAAGUUAGAAAGAUUUAAAAUAUUAAUAGGAGAUGGUUGGGACUGGCAAUGGUCUAGCGAGUAUGAAACCUCACAGAGGUUGAAACUCAAAACUCUCCACAAGCAUUCAUUUGAAGCCUGA
Tripterygium wilfordii is the source of this 1671-nucleotide messenger RNA. Its product is annotated as probable disease resistance protein At4g27220. The coding region runs from base 1 to 1671 and encodes 556 amino acids. Lineage: Eukaryota; Viridiplantae; Streptophyta; Magnoliopsida; Celastrales; Celastraceae. The transcript is spliced from 2 exons. The record is from RefSeq and is a predicted model, not a curated record. Gene Ontology annotation, molecular function: ADP binding.